Sinocyclocheilus grahami is the source of this 1539-nucleotide messenger RNA. Its product is annotated as psychosine receptor-like. Gene Ontology annotation, cellular component: membrane. The transcript is spliced from 2 exons. Gene Ontology annotation, biological process: G protein-coupled receptor signaling pathway. Lineage: Eukaryota; Metazoa; Chordata; Actinopteri; Cypriniformes; Cyprinidae. The record is from RefSeq and is a predicted model, not a curated record. Gene Ontology annotation, molecular function: G protein-coupled receptor activity. Bases 118 to 1152 code for a protein of 344 amino acids.
CGUUGUAAUGUGCAGUUCUUUCAUGUAUAUCUUUGUAAAUCUUAUCAUAUUUUCAUAAUUUUGUCCAAAAACAAGAUUCCUGAAUCACUGCACUUAUGCUGCCUUGAGAUUAACAUAAUGGGCGAAUUGAUGAACACCUCCAGCCUGAACGAAUCAGAAGACUGCUACCCAUCUGCAUAUCCCGAGAAGACGGUAUUUGUAGCCCUGCAUCUGGCUGUGAUCGUGAUCGGCAUCCCAUCCAAUGUCUUCUUCCUGUUUGUGUCGUAUCGGCUCAUCCGUCAGAAGAACGAGCUGGGUGUCUAUCUGUUUAACCUGGCUCUCUCGGACCUCUUGUUUAUCACGUGCUUACCAGUGUGGGUUCGAGUCACUCUUUACGACGAGUGGCCUUACGGGAAGACGAUGUGUGUCAUUUGUGUUUUCCUGCUCUUCACGAACUUCUACACCAGCGCUAUGCUUCUGAGCUGCAUUGCGGUGGAUCGCUACUUAGCCAUCGUUCACCCGCUCAAAUUUUGCACUUUUAGAAAACGCAAGACUGCGGUCAGCGUGAGCAUUGCUGCUUGGAUUUUUACUGUCAUAUUCAACGCAAUGACCGUGCAUCCAGACAGUGUCUACGAUGAGAAGUACUCAAUCUGCUUGGAUGUAUUUCCUUUGCCCACAGCUCAAAAAUUGGUCAACAUUGCUCGUUUUGUAGUAGGCUUCCUCAUUCCCGCAUUGGUGGUGGGUUUCUGUUACUGGCGGAUAUGUUCGGACGUGAAGAGAAACCAAACGCUUGUGUCAAUGGAGCGCCGGCACGUCUUCAGGCUUCUUGGAAGCAUUUUGUUGACCCUCUAUUUGUGUUUCGGACCUGUACACAUCAUGAUGGUUUUGAGGGUUUUUCUGGAGGAUUGUCCGUAUCCCAACUGGCUCUUCUUCGGAUAUAAGGUCAGCGUCUUCCUCACGACGCUCAACUGCCUGGCCGAUCCACUUCUGUACUGCUUCAUGAGCAGAACUGGUCAAGCCAGCGCUUCAAAUGUGUUACUUAUCCUCAGGAGAACGUGGAAGAAAGAGUGUCAAAAAGAGACGGAACAACAAAACAACAAAAUUCUUGGAAAUGGUACUGUUCCAAUCACAAAAGCACCCUUUAGGGUUGAAUUCAGCACUGACCGCUUGUGAUUGGAUCAUGUUGAUGUUUAUAUAUGCUACACUGUAUUAAAAAAAAGCUUUACAACUUUACAAGCUGUACCUUCAAACACAAACUGUCUGGCUUAAGCUCAUUUGUCUAAAACAGCCAGGUUGUACAAUGUUCAAACAAACUCUUCCUUUAUUAAAAAUCACUGAAAGAAACGAUAAGACCUUUUUAAUAAAGGAAAAGAUGACAUUUAAACACAAAGACUGAUCCAUGGACUGUCUGUCAGCAUCGAGACAGCGUACACUUACGAAAAGCCUUGCUUUUUUGAGAAAUGAGAACAGCGUUGCAUCAUCAUUUCCUGUUAUAUAGUCCAGAACAGGCACCAGAUCACACUCACCAGUUUCAUUUUCACACUCUCUUCUUCCCUUAUA